Molecule: messenger RNA, 1923 nt
Organism: Gadus chalcogrammus (walleye pollock)
Lineage: Eukaryota; Metazoa; Chordata; Actinopteri; Gadiformes; Gadidae
Gene: krt8
Product: keratin 8
Exons: 8
Coding region: 137-1825 (562 amino acids)
Biological process (GO): keratinization; intermediate filament organization
Cellular component (GO): keratin filament
Molecular function (GO): structural constituent of skin epidermis
Source: RefSeq, a predicted model, not a curated record
GCCUCUGCCUAUCCUCUCCGGUCUCCUCACCUCCCCAAGCACUGAAAGCAGCUGUUCCCGCUGUCCACGUCUGCCUGCCUGCCGAACCGGUUUCUUUUUUUACGCCGACGACACUUUCCCUGCGACCGACGCCACUAUGUCCAAGAGAGUCCAGACCAGCUACUCCGUGCGGUCGAGCUCGGCUCCGCGGAACUACAGCAGCGCGUCGUACAGCGGCCCGAGCAUGGGCAGCUCCCGCCAGAGCUACAGCGCACGGAGCACCUUCGGGGGGGCCAGCCGCGGCAUGGGGGGCGGCGGCGGCGGCGGCGGCUUCAUCUCCAGCAGCUCUGCCUACGGAGGCAUGGGGCUGGGCUCCAGCAUGUCGGGUGGCGGUGGCGGUAUGGGCAUGGGUGGCGGUUUCGGUGGAGGCAUGGGUUUCGGUGGGGGCAUGGGGGCCCCCAUCACCGCGGUGACGGUGAACAAGAGCCUGCUGGCCCCUCUCAACCUGGCCAUUGACCCCAACAUCCAGGCGGUCCGCACCCACGAGAAGGAGCAGAUCAAGGGCCUCAACAACCGCUUCGCCUCCUUCAUCGACAAGGUGCGCUUCCUGGAGCAGCAGAACAAGAUGCUGGAGACCAAGUGGAACCUGCUGCAGCAGCAGACCACCACACGCUCCAACAUCGACGCCAUGUUCGAGGCCUACAUCACCAACCUGCGCCGACAGCUCGACGGCCUGGGCAACGACAAGAUGAAGCUGGAGGCGGACCUCCACAACAUGCAGGGCCUGGUGGAGGACUUCAAGAACAAGUACGAGGAUGAAAUCAACAAGCGCACAGAAUGUGAGAACGACUUUGUGCUCAUCAAGAAGGACGUGGAUGAGGCCUACAUGAACAAGGUUGAGCUGGAGGCCAAGCUUGAGAGUCUGACCGACGAGAUCAACUUCCUCAGGCAGAUCUAUGAAGAGGAGCUGCGUGAGCUCCAGAGCCAGAUCAAGGACACGUCGGUCAUCGUGGAGAUGGACAACAGCCGCACCCUGGACAUGGACUCCAUCGUGGCGGAGGUGCGCGCCCAGUACGAGGACAUCGCCAACCGCAGCCGCGCCGAGGCCGAGACCUGGUACAAGUCCAAGUACGAGGAGAUGCAGACGUCGGCCACCCGGUACGGAGACGACCUGAGGUCCACCAAGACCGAGAUCGCUGACCUCAACCGCAUGAUCCAGAGGCUGACGGCCGAGAUCGACGGAGUCAAGGGACAGCGUGGAAACCUGGAGGCCCAGAUCGCUGAGGCGGAGGAGCGCGGCGAGAUGGCCGUACGCGACGCCAAGUCCCGCAUCAAGGACCUGGAGGACGCCCUGCAGAGAGCCAAGCAGGACAUGGCCCGCCAGAUCCGCGAGUACCAGGACCUCAUGAACGUCAAGCUGGCGCUGGACAUCGAGAUCGCCACCUACAGGAAGCUGCUGGAGGGAGAGGAGGACAGGCUGACGCACGGCAUCAAGUCCAUCAACAUCACCCAGCAGAGCUCGAGCUACGGCGGCGGCUACGAUGGCGGCGUGAAGAGUAGCUACCAGAGCGGUUACUCCAGCGGCUACGGUGGUGGCAGCAGCAGCGGCGGCGGCUACAGCAGCGGCGGCGGUUACAGCAGCGGUGGCGGCUACGGCAGCGGCCUGGGCGGCGGCGUUAGCUUCAGCUCCGGCAGCAGCGGCGGCGGUGGCUACGGUAGCGGAAGCUACGGCAGCGGCGGCGGCGCCAGCUUUACCACCCAGACCAAGAAGAACGUGGUGAUCAAGAUGAUCGAGACCAAGGACGGCAAGGUGGUGUCCGAGUCCUCCGAGAUCGUCGAGGAUUGAGCGGGUUAAUGGAAGUCGAGAGGUUGAGCUAGCUCCGUAGUUAGCGCUGUAGAAGGCCCCCGUGAUGUUUUCUACCUGUCCCCUAGUAGUUUUUUUUA